AUGAUAUGUAAUGUCACUGGUAUCGUCCGUAAGGCGUCAAAAAUGGUCGAUCUUGCCAAACAAGCAUUCAGCACGAACAAUUUUGAGUUGGCUGUGGAUGUAUACGAGAGAACAAUCAGAGAAAAUGGUCCAUCAUCUGAAUUGUACUUCGGAUUGGGAGAUAGUUAUGCCAGAAGUGGUCACUUUGAAAGAGCAUUCGAAUCUUAUUGCAGUGCUUUUCGACUAACAAAUACAGUUCGACCAGGAGCAUUGAAACAUUUAGUCACAGCCCUAGUAGAGGCUGUUAAACAAGAUUCUGUUGUUGAAGACGCCAUGAUGAACAAAAAUUGUAUAUUCACCUGUGUGCUAUGUAGAGGAUUACUUAACGAACCAGUCACAAUCCCCUGUGGACACACAUUCUGUAGGAAAUGUUUAGAACGAGAACAAACUAAACCAUGUAAAAAGUGUGGGACCGUGAAUCAUUUCUUAAAUGUGUCGUCUAUCAAAACAAACGUAUUGUUAAAACAGGCUGUUGAAGUGUAUUUUCCAUCAGAAUGCAAAGCGCUUCGGUUGAAAUAUGAAGGAAAUGUUUACUUUGAAAGAAGGGACUUCGAAAAAGCAAUCGAUCUUUACAACGAGGCAAUCUUAUUAGCCCCAAAUGAUCAUCUUUUACUAAGCAACCGUUCACAUGCUUUUGCAUCGUUAGACAAAAAUGAGGAAGCUUUGAGAGAUGGUGAACUUGUCAUAAGACUUAGACCAGACUGGCCCAAGGGCUAUUUUCGGAAAGGUUGUGCUCUGUAUGGACUUGGUCAGUAUGGUGAUGCAGUUGUUGUCUUACUUCAGUGUCUAGCAAUGGAUCCUACAAUCAACUUAGCAAAAAACUACUUAAAUAAAGCACUCUACAAAAUUUUCUCUCCUUUGCCGUCUAAUGACCCCAAAAUGGGAGUCCUAUCAAGCCACCUUAGUCCAGCCAAGCUGCAACAGCUGAUCAAAUCCAAUUUCAGCUCCGCCUUCCUACAGCCAAAUAUGGCAAUGGACACGAUAUUGACACUGAAAAACAUCAUUAAGGAAACCGUCACUACUGCCACAUCAUUUGCUGUUACUAAUCAGGAACACAUGCCACUCUUUGAAAAGCCUGAUCAAGAGGAACCUGGAACUAGCUCAUCUGCAUCUUAUCAGGAGGAGGGAGUUUCUCAUUCCACAUCUGCCCCAAACUCAAGAAGUGGGUCACCAUAUUUAGAACAGAGACGGUCAAGAUCACAGUCACCACCCAGUCAGGGUCAAAAACGCUCCAGAAAUAUCAGUGGCACUUCCCCUACAAGUCCAAUGCAGGAGUUGCCUUUCAAACUGCACAAAAAUGAUCCUAAAUUGCCUGUAGAUGCUGUUGAAAUCAAACCAGAACUGCUAAACAAAGAAGACUUCGAAUGCAGUCUAUGCUACCGUCUUUUGUAUGAACCAGUGACCACCCCCUGUGGCCAUGCUUUCUGUCGUCAUUGUCUCGACCGCUGCCUUGACCAUCAGACCCAGUGUCCACUGUGUAAAAGUUCCCUAGCUGAGUACUUAGCAGAGAGGAGGCAAACAAUUACGGAAAACAUUGCUGGGAUAGUGGAAACUUACUUUGGAGAAGAAUUGGAAAUACGCAGGAAAAUUCAUGAAGAUGAGAUGGAAGAACUUUCAAGAAUGGUGACAGACCAGCAUGAGAUCCCAGUAUUUGUCUGUACCAUGGCAUUCCCUGGGAUUCCCUGCCCACUACAUAUAUUUGAGCCUCGAUACAGACUGAUGGUGCGACAAUGUAUGGAGUCUGGCACUAGGCAAUUUGGCAUGUGUACUGGCAAUGGUGAUUCUGAGGGAGAUUUUUCUGAAAUAGGUUGUAUGCUUGAAAUUCGAGAUGUACAAUUCUUCCCUGAUGGAAGAUCUUUAGUGGACACAAUUGGAGGCAAGCGGUUCAAAGUGAUCAGUCGAGGCCAUAAAGACGGCUACAAUACAGCCAAGGUAGAAUUCCUGAGAGACCAACCUCUCCCAGAGCAAGAUCAUCAUCGUAUGAGUGUCCUUCAGACUGAAGUGUAUGGGUUGGUGCAGUCCUGGCUAGAAAAACUCUCUGGCAUGCAAAGAGAGCAGAUUCUCAAACAUCUGGGACAGCUACCAGCACUUGAUCAGGAUUUCCAUAAUAACCUUAAUGGUAGCUCCUGGCUGUGGUGGACACUAUCAGUACUCCCUCUGGACACUCGAAUACAGAUGACCAUGCUAGCAAUGCGUUCAUAUGAAGAGAGACUGAAUGGAAUCAAACGUAUCUUGAUGUACAUGCGAAGGCAGCAAUGACUAGGGCUGUCUAGAAUUUUUCUCAGUUAUGAUAAAAUACUUAUCAUCACUUUAGUAGGUAUAGUGGUGGUAUUUCAACACUGGUUAGGUAGUGGAAGUGUAUGAGUAAGGUUAACUCAGAACUGAGAUGAGUGAUGUUAAGUCACAGUGUAUGUGGCCCUGGUCACAUACAAACAAAUGAUGUACAGUCACAGUGUUAGUGGCUCUGGUCAUAGAAAUUUGAUCAUCAAUCAGAUUGUAUGUGACCCUGAUCACAGACAAAUUGUGUACAGUCACAGUGUAUGUGACUCUGUUUCUGUUUCUUGAACCUUAUUUAUUGUACAUGUUAAACUGAUAACAUUACUGGUAGACAGAAAUCAGCUUGUAUUACUAUGUUCCAAGGGCUGCUUUAAAACUUUUUAUUUGAUUCAUUACAUAAUUAAUUUAGCUUAAAUGAAGGUGCUGCAUUGAAAAGAAAUCUUGCCAAGAAAAAAACUCUGUCAGUGACAGAAUCUAUCUUGACUGCAGUCUCAUGUUUAUUUUUAAUUCUUCCAACUGAAAACCAUUUGAAAAACAAAUCACUGAAGAUAGUUUUGGCUACAGUUCAAGGUUUCCUGUUUGUUUUUUCCUGGGUUACACCUUUUCUCUGUAUCCUACCUCUGAAGAAAGUAUCAGGGACAAGUUAUUGAAGGGCUUUCAUGUCUAAAUUACACAAAGUCUCACCCCCUCCUAGUUUGCAUGUACAAUGGUAAGUGGUCUGAGCUUGAUGGUAGGACAUUUUAUGUUGAUUACUCUUUUGAACUUUUUUUGUUAUUUCCUUGUGUUAAGGACUGUGAAAAAUAAGGAAUUAGCUAUUCCUUUUGCAAGCGACAUUGGCGUUCAUUGUUUUUAUCAUGUAUCAGGAACAUGUUUAUCCUUUACAACGGUUGCUGGACUUAUUGAAGGUUUAUUAAUGCUAAAAUUGUCUAUCUGUUUUAUGAGGAAAAGCAUCUCCGUGGCCUUCCAAAUUUAUACAUUAGUACAGUACUAUACCUUCAGGUAAAAUGUAGGUCACUGUCACCUCAGUUUUCUGUUUCACUGAUUUCUAUGUUUUCAUGUUGAUCUCCAUUCUCAUCAAAGCCAGGUCUAUAUGUUGAUGAAUGUGUUGGAAACCUGUUUAGAUGGAAGAAGUUGACAACCAGUGAAUGCUACCAAAAUCUAUUGAGGUAUUCAGGAUUAAGGUUCUGCAGUUUCUGUCAUAAAAUGUACAUCGUCAAAUUUUAUAUUCAGAUAAAAGAAUGUAUAUCCCAGUGAGUCCAUAACUAUACUCUCAGUAGAACUUCGUCAACCUUUCAUCAAAACAAAUCGCAUAAAAAAUAUGUAUAAAGAUUAAGUGAUUACGAACAUGAGUGUUAAGCAUUAGCAAUUUUAUUCUUAAUUGCUAGAUGAAUGUUUAUAACUUACAUAUUUAUCAUCUGAAUUUUAAUGAAGAUAUUUUUCAAAGAUUGCUGUGAUAUGUAAAAUAUCUGGUAAUCCCAGUAGGUUGUAAUUAUUUGUUAUGCAAGUACAUUUAUAUCAUGGACAUAUCAGGUAUACACAGACUAAUCUCAGCAGGAUUCAAAGGUAUACAGAUUAUGGGCUAUUCAAAUCGUCUGUGGUCUGUCGUCUGUCUUCGAACAAUUUUUGUUAUCGCUAUUUCUUCAUAAGCACUGGAUGGAUCUUUCUCAAAUUUCAUAUGUAGGUUCCAAUUGGGCCCUAGUUGGGUUCGUUUGAUUCUUGGUCUGAUCAAAAAACAAAAAUGGCCGACAGGUGGCCAUCUUGAUUUUGACUUUGCAAAUUCGUUAUUGCUAUUACUUGAGAAGUAAGGAAUGGAUCUUGAAAUGGAUUUUGACUUUGAAAGUUUGUUAUCGCUAUUUCUUGAAAACUUCUGUAAAGAUCUUUCUCUAAUUUCAUGUGUUGGUUCCUUUGGUCUCUCCUUGUGCCUGUUUGUUUUUGGGACUGAUCAGAAGAUCUUUAAUUCUGCAAAGGAAUGUUCAAAUUUCUUAUCAAUAAGAGCAAGAAAAGAAAAGAAAAGAUAAAAGGAGGGAAAAGAUAAAACUUUCAAAGAGCAAAAGUUCAAACACUGGUGGGCGCUGAGAUCCCUCUUAUAUCUCUUGUUUAUUGAUUUUAUGAAUUACUUAAGUAUGGAUUAACCAGGAAUUUCUUGCACACACAUUUUAGGUGAAGGACACAGCUGAAAUACCAUUUUCUCUGUUUCAUGCUUGCAAUAUCUGGGCUACCAUUUUAUUCUGUAUCAAUUGAAUGUUGAUUGAUCAGUGAAAUCAAUGAAUAUUGACCAAGGAAAGCCAGUCUCCUUCCUGCCUUUCUGUGGGCCAAAGCAAAUUUGGAUAAUUUUAAGAAAACAUAUUUUUAAUUCUUAGUAUGCUCUUUGUGAACCAGCUUAUUAACUUGAUAGGUUUUUACUGGUAUUCUGAUAUAAACUAUUAAUGAUUAUUAUUAUUUUUAUUUAUGGUCAAUUUCGAGUCAAAGACUCGUUUUAUAUAUGAUCUAGAAUAUUGUAAGUAUAUGUAUAUACAAUGUAACUACAGUGAUAACCUGAUGAUGUGAGUUCUUACGAGUGCAAUAUGUGAUCAUCAAUUUUUGUUGGGUAUAUGUUAUUGCUAAAUAUGAGGAAGGGACAGAUAUACAAAUAUCUUAAGAAAGUGACCACUGUGUUUUUAAUGGGAGUGUCACCUAAGGAUAAUGAAAGUCACAUGACAUAAUUAGUCACAUCUUCUCAUGUGUUAGUGGAAAAAUUAAUGUGAACUCCAAACAUCUUGUAACAGGUGGUUGUUUUUUUGUUUGCAAGAACUGAAAUAUCCCAACUUGGUAUAAAUGUGAUUUUGUUUUUUAUCAAGUAAUAUUCUGUAUUUGUAAAUCCAUCCUUUGCUCAUUUUUAAUCUUUUUUUUGUAAAAUUUUUAUAUUCUUUAUUAGCCGCACUGUUUUAUACCAAAAGACUUGUUUUGCAUCAAGGAACUAACCCUUUAAACAUUUAGUGGACACUUCUAUAAAAGAUAAAGUAGUACUUAUUGAGUGAGCCAUUUUUAAAAAAAAUGGAAAAGUUAACAAGUUUGUGAUUUAAACAAACUAUGAACCAGUGUGUGAUCGAUCAACAUAGUGAAGGUCUGUGAGUUAAAUUAACAAAGCACUAGUGUGUUAUCUGAUUGACAAAUUGAAGGUCGAUGAUUUAAAUUAACCAUGAAUUAGUCUGUGACCUAAUUUACCAAUUGAAGGUUAAUGACACUAAACAAAUAAUUAACUGGUCAACAAAUGGAAAGUUGAUGAAUCAAAUACACAGAAAUUAAUGUGUGAAUUGAUCAAUGAAUUGAAGAUCGAUGAGCUGAAUAAACCAUGAACUAAUGUGUGAACUGAUGGACAAAUUGAAGAUUGAUAAAGGAUCCUGAUGCUCACAACUUUUUGUUAUGUAUUAUUGGUCAAAUUACAAGGACAUCAUAUCAACAUUUGUGAUUGAUGCAGCCAUCCCUUUAACCUCCACUUCCCUGUUGUUUGUGUUUGUGGUAAUCAGACCAGUUAGACUGAAUGUGAUAUAUAUGGUUUAUACGAUCAUUUAAAACUUUGUACCAAACAGUUACAGUUAAUUAACAGCCAGAGGAGAAUUGUACUAUGGUCAUAGACCUUUCUGUGAGAAAUGAUGUUUUGAUGGAGUCCCGAUUCAAAUCAUGGCAUUAACAAGUUUUUAGUGUAAGUAGCGUAUGUAUGAUGAAAGUUGAACAUGUGACAUGUUAUUUUAUUAAGAACUGUAAUAAA
Ylistrum balloti is the source of this 6064-nucleotide messenger RNA. RefSeq names its product LON peptidase N-terminal domain and RING finger protein 3-like. Lineage: Eukaryota; Metazoa; Mollusca; Bivalvia; Pectinida; Pectinidae. The coding region runs from base 1 to 2298 and encodes 765 amino acids. The transcript is spliced from 11 exons. Gene Ontology annotation, molecular function: protein binding. The record is from RefSeq and is a predicted model, not a curated record.